Molecule: messenger RNA, 1602 nt
Organism: Suillus clintonianus
Lineage: Eukaryota; Fungi; Basidiomycota; Agaricomycetes; Boletales; Suillaceae
Exons: 2
Coding region: 1-1602 (533 amino acids)
Source: RefSeq, a predicted model, not a curated record
AUGUCAGAAGCACUGCAUCAUUGGCACAAGGAGUUUUUCGACCACGACUGUCAGUGGUGUCUAGUAGCCGUUGGCGCCUCAGAACUUGAUUUGCGGUUCUCGAUCCUACAGCCUGUCACAGGUUAUCGCCACUUCACUGGCGGAAUCUCGAAACUCAAACAAGUCACAGGGAGAGGUCACCGUGAUAUCCAACACUACAUCGUUGGCCUGAUAUCCAGCGCAGCCCCUCGUUGUUUUGUCAUCGCAAUCUGUGCCCUUAUGGAUGUUCGAUAUUUGGUGCAGAGCCCUGCUCCUGAUGAUGACUUAUUGGCAAGUAUAGACCGAGCCCUUAUGACCUUCCACAAAAAUAAGAACAUCAUCAUGACUUUGGGCACGCGGAUGGGAGCCAAGAAGCCUAUAGAUAACUGGUUUAUUCCCGAACUAGAAUUCCUUCAGAGUAUUACUUCUGGCACACGCAACGUGGGCGCUCUGAUUCAAUGGUCUGCAGACACGACUGAGCACGCCCAUGUUUCGGAAAUCAAAGACCCCGCAUGUCGUACCAAUAACAAUGACUACGAUCCCCAGAUCUGCCGGCAUCUAGAUCGAGAUGAAAAGUUGCGAUGUUUCGCAAUCGCCGCGAUGCUGAAGAGUCAUUGCACUUACCAUGAUCCCGAUGACAGGCCUGGAGAUGUUCCUGAGGAGGAGGAAGAUGAGGGGAUAAUCGAUUGUGACGAGUGGGAACAGGACGAUCCGCGAACUGCCCUUCUAGAAGAAAUGAACCACACCCGCGCCACCAUGAAUUACUUCAGUAAAGCAAGGCAAAUACUUGCUGCAAGGGAUGGAGCUAUUUCUCACCCUCCUCGAACAUCUAUCGCUGGUGGUACCACAAUCCACCUUAACUACAAUCCUUCUUGCACCAGAGUUAGUGUUGAUGACGUCACCACCACUUUCAACAUACUGGAUCUGCGUGUAGCACUUUCAGAAUUCUUGCUACAUGAUGCAAGGGAGAGAGGAGCAGUUUAUGGGGUGGGGGGUCCAAGAAGAAGGCCGUUGAUCGACAGGACUCCAAUCCUUCCAUUUGACCGUGUUCAACUAUGGUAUACUGUUCGCCUUCAGCAAACAUCUUUCCACAAUCCUAGCAUCACAUUACCAGCUCAAACCAUACACGCAUCUCCUCCUGGCCCUGGGUGGCCAAAAGGCCGACAUGACACUGUCCUUGUCAAUGUCGAAGGGGGGUCUGUGUGGCCUGAAUCAGGUCUAACAGGUCAUGCAAUAUGUGAAUUGCACCUCAUCAUACGUCCAAUACCUCAAAGAGGUUCUUGCAUCAUGUGGAGAAAUCGAUAUCUGUGCUAUGUGCAGGUUCUGACCAUUGGUUCGGUCGAUCCUGCCACUGAGAUGAUCAUUCUGAAAUGUGCCAAAUAUACUGAUGGCACUCCCGUUGGUAAUAUUGUUCCCCUGUGUCAACUUCGCUCUUUUAUCAGCCUCAUCCCUCGGCUAGGGGAUGUGGUGGAUGCACAGUUCACGAAAGCAAUGUCUAUGCACUAUUCUCAAUCAUUUCUUUUGAACAAGUACUUCGAUAAAGAUUUUUACUAUGCCCAUCAUUAUGCUUCAUGUAGGCAAUAG